AUAUGGUGGAAUGGACAGACGAAAAAGAUUGUGAACUGUGAAGAAAGAGGUUAUGAUUUAUGAAUCAAAGAGGUUGGUUCUGAUGUUAGUUGUAGUGUAGUAGGCAUACCUAUUUAGAUUAUUAUAAUACUAGUUGGUUCUUAAGUCAUUAUUUUAAUACGUGAAAGAGCUGUAUUUAAUACCUAAUUAUCAGAAUGGAAAAUUUUGACCUAAGAGUAAGAGACCUUGUUCUUCAGCUUCAUAGUUACGGUGCAUUAAAAUUUGGAGACUUCAUUAUGAAAGUUGGCGUAAACUCUCCUGUUUACUUUGAUUUGCGUGUGAUGGUUUCAUAUCCAAAGCUAAUGGAUACUCUGUCGCAACUAAUGCUUGACUUUGUGAAAUCAAGGAAUGUAGAUUUCAAAAGACUUUGCGGAGUGCCUUAUACUGCUCUCCCCAUAGCAACUCUAAUGUGCGUCAAGUCAGAUGUUCCCAUGCUGAUGCGCAGAAAAGAGGCAAAAAACUAUGGCACAAAGAAAAUAAUUGAAGGCCGUUUUGAUAAGGGUGACAAGUGUCUCAUUGUUGAAGACGUAUGCACUUCGGGUUCGAGUAUAUUGGAGACCUAUGAAGAUCUUGUUAAAGAGGGCUUGGAAGGGAAAGAUUGUGUGAUUGUAGUUGACAGACAGCAAGGAGGCUACAACAAUCUUCUGAAGAAGGGUAUCAGAGUGCAUGCGCUAACAACUUUAUCGAAGGCAUUGGAAAUACUUUUUGAAGCCGGACGUAUAGAUGCCGAUGUUGUUGAGAAAGUCAACAGAUACACCAGAGCAAACUCAGUUGAGUUUGUCAAUGGAACAGUUAGUAAAAGUGAAACUACAAAUCAUAUUCCAGAAAGAAUCAUUACUCCAUUCUCAGAAAGAGUGCAACAUAGUAAAUGUAUAUUAGCGGCUCAACUGUUCAAGAUUAUCGUAGAAAAAAAGUCAAAUCUUUGUUUGGCAGCAGAUGUAACUAGUUCUGUAGAACUAUUGAAUCUUGCGCAAACCUUGGGACCCUAUAUUGUCAUUUUCAAAGUCCACGCCGAUAUUGUGAAAGAUUUCAAGCAGGAAACUGCUGACCAAUUGAGAUCAAUCGCCAAGUCACACAAGUUUCUCAUCAUGGAAGACAGAAAAUUUGCAGACAUUGGUGAAACAGUGAGACAGCAGUACUGUUCGUACUCUCCAUGGGCAGAUCUUGUCACCGUCCAUCCUCUGCCAGGUGACGGCGUUCUGAAAGCGCUGUCAACUGCGUUCACAGAGUCCACUUCUCAACCAAGGGCUGUUUUCAUUGUCGCUCAGCUCAGUUGUCAGAAUAAUCUUAUCACUGCUGAUUAUACAAAAGAUUCAGUAAAGAUGGCGGAACGUUAUGCAGACAUAGUGGCUGGUUUCGUUUGUCAGUCAGGCGAUGUGAUCCAGUCUAUUGGACAAGUGCAACUAACACCUGGGGUGAAUAUCUCCACAGACAGCGACAGUCUUGGCCAACAGUAUUCCAGUCCAGACGUUGUAAUUGGCCAAAAGGGAGCCGAUAUAGCUGUUGUUGGCAGAGGAAUCGUCAAAGCCAAGAACAUUGUGGAGACAGCAAAGAAUUAUCAGACAAUUCUAUGGGAAGCUUAUGAGAAAAGGGUCUGCCAUUCUUCAUGAAAACAUCUCUCAUCUAAAUUGCAUGAAAUGUAUCCUGAAAGAAAAGACAUUCCAAGAAAUGAAUUAUAGUAUAAUUUCAUAUUUUUGUUAUAAAAUAUACAUAUAUUUUAUUUAUG
Messenger RNA from Nilaparvata lugens (brown planthopper), 1765 nucleotides. RefSeq names its product uridine 5'-monophosphate synthase (gene r-l). Bases 195 to 1649 code for a protein of 484 amino acids. The transcript is spliced from 7 exons. The record is from RefSeq and is a predicted model, not a curated record. NCBI's taxonomy places the organism in Eukaryota, Metazoa, Arthropoda, Insecta, Hemiptera, Delphacidae. Gene Ontology annotation, molecular function: orotate phosphoribosyltransferase activity; orotidine-5'-phosphate decarboxylase activity. Gene Ontology annotation, biological process: 'de novo' UMP biosynthetic process; 'de novo' pyrimidine nucleobase biosynthetic process.